Coniophora puteana RWD-64-598 SS2 is the source of this 1863-nucleotide messenger RNA. RefSeq names its product Frataxin. Gene Ontology annotation, cellular component: mitochondrion. The record is from RefSeq and is a predicted model, not a curated record. Gene Ontology annotation, biological process: iron incorporation into metallo-sulfur cluster; intracellular iron ion homeostasis. The transcript is spliced from 7 exons. Lineage: Eukaryota; Fungi; Basidiomycota; Agaricomycetes; Boletales; Coniophoraceae. Gene Ontology annotation, molecular function: iron chaperone activity; 2 iron, 2 sulfur cluster binding; ferric iron binding. Bases 750 to 1412 code for a protein of 220 amino acids.
GCCGUCGCUCCUUUCUUUCAUCCAACCCACUCAGCAGCAGAUAUGCUCGCCAACGCUUUCCGUUCAUCCAGGACUUCCCUUUCCAUCGCGUCCCGACACGCCUCUACGACGCGUCUAGCAUUCGCGCGUCAUGAGUCUACCGCUGUGAGCGAAAAGCUCAAGGAAGCACGCAAACUCAAGGACAAACUCCAAAAGGACUGGCGGAACCCAGUACUCCUCUACUCUGAAGUGAAGCCACGUACAUUGAACCCAAGUGCAGACGCAUACCUUAUAGACGUCCGGGAACCGGAUGAAGUGGCUCAGGGCUCCAUCCCUUCGUCAGUAAACCUGCCACUGUCUGUGCUCGCCAACUCGAUGCACCUUGCACCGUCAGUGUUCUACGCACAACAUGGAUUUCAAAAGCCGAGAAAGGACCAAGAAAUUAUCUUUUACUGCCGCUCGGGGGUGCGCAGCGCCAGUGCUUGCGACGUCGCUAAGCGUAACGGGUUCCAAAAGUCCUGAAUUACCAGGGCUCCUGGCUUGAUUGGGUAUCGAAGGAAAGCGAGAAGCUCACCACCGCAUGAUGGCUGAUCGUUUUCUCUGGACUAGACCUUCUUAGACACACCCACUUGGACUUGUACUAUAGCCAACGCAUCAUCUUCAUCUGUAUUCCGAAUUUCGGGGCCUUAGAAUAGCGUGCUGGAGUGUGCGUGCUGUGAAUCCGCGAUUGCGUCUUAGGAUUUCCCGAGCUCGGCAUGUAGGACACCCGAAUGCGUCAUAUCGUCAUCUCUUCACAGACAGGACCUGAGUUGGACCCCGGAUGUCCGGGCCAUGUCGAUGCACCGCCACCCGAAAGCGUCCUUUGCAUUUACACCCGCACCAUGCUCGCCCGCAAUAUAGUCAGAAGAGCGCAGAGAACAGUCUCUGUUUCGUCAGUGGCAAAACCUAUAGUGUCAAGAUCCCUUUCUCUACGCUCCCAUGAUUCUCUCCGCAGACCUAACUCGCUUGUGUCUCGAUUGCACGAGCGCCGUAUGAGUACCCCUGCGCCGCAACUGAAUGUUAGUGAAUUAUCAACGGAGACCUAUCAUGAGCUUUCCGAUACGACCAUGAACAUCAUGCUGGAGAACCUGGAAGAACUGUUGGACAACUCUGGUCAGUCCACAUAUGAAAUCGAAUACGAGAGUGGGGUCCUCACCCUCGGCCUCGGGGACCAUGGAACGUACGUGAUUAACAAGCAGCCGCCAAACAAGCAAAUAUGGUUAUCUUCACCAUUCAGUGGUCCAAAGCGAUACGACUAUGUCCCGGCCGAGGACGAUUGGCGGUACUCCCGUGAUGGAAGUGGACUGGGAGAACUACUCAACGAGGAGCUGUCGCGGGUGUUCGAGAAAGAGGUCGACUUGCAACUUGAUCACAUUUCCGAAAAGGUCGAGUGAAUAAUGAGUUUGUAGGUGUGCAUUCACAUGCGUUGUCGGCUUCGCACUAGAUGGCGCAUGUUAAAGUAUCUGUGUUGAAUGCCAGGAUACCAAGGAUACAAACGUAGAAAUCAGUGAGAAUAUUUGCGUGCAAGAAGUAAAUAACGAAUGUUAGUGGAGUAGUGAGGAGGUGUCGAUGACAAAUACCAGGAUGGGGUUAUGCUGCAGACGGUACCACAAAUGCAAGUUGCGACAUAAUUACACGAUAAGCGCGUUUACAAUCCGAGUGGCGCAUCCAAGGGACCGUAGUCAAGAGGGAAAAGUUCACGUCUCCGAGAGAGAAACAAAGAUCCUAGUAAUCUAUUAGUAUCUUCAUACCGCUCUUUGACCAACUGCACUUCUUGUCCACUACCCGCUGAGGGAGGUUGCACAGAAUCGACUUGCAGAUGUGGGUGCGUCUCGGAACGAGAAG